Molecule: messenger RNA, 9683 nt
Organism: Pomacea canaliculata
Lineage: Eukaryota; Metazoa; Mollusca; Gastropoda; Architaenioglossa; Ampullariidae
Product: EH domain-binding protein 1-like
Molecular function (GO): protein binding
Source: RefSeq, a predicted model, not a curated record
GGGGGAUAAUGUCACGUGACUAAGCAGACGUCCAAGAUGGAGCCUUCCGUUAUAAGUGCUCUAACGUGAUCUAGCAUUUUAAUGCUACUUCAGUUUUGGUUCCUUGAUUACGUUUUUUAGAUCAAGAUAACCAAGCAUGAGUGUGUGGAAGCGGCUUCAGCGUGUAGGAAAGUCAGCUUCCAAAUUCCAGUUUACUGCAUCCUACCAAGAACUUACAGUAGAAUGCACAAAAAAAUGGCAGCCCAACAAGGUGUGUGUUGUGUGGACCCGCAGAAACCGGCACAAGUCAACACAGCUUCAUACAUGGAAUCCUACCAUUCAGAACCCAUACUGUGGCCAGGUGGUAUGGGCAGUGCCAGAGAAUGUGGAAAUACAAGUCACAUUGUUUCGAGAUUCCCGCCAUUCUGAGUAUGAAGACAAGGAAUGGACAUUUGUCAUCGAAGAUCACUCUAAAGGCAAGAAGAAAGUUUUAGCUUCUCAAACAAUCAACAUGAAGGAGUAUGCAAGCAUGUUUCCGACACAGACCACUAUUGACUUGAAGAUGAAGCUUGUGAGCAAGAAAGUGGUAUUUGCUUCCUUGCGAUUCACGUUAUCUUGUGUUUUUCUACGUGAAGGAAAAGCAACUGAUGAGGACAUGCAAAGUGUUGCCAGUCUCAUGUCUAUGGGCAAGACUGACAUCGGAAACCUUGGUGAUUUGGAAGAAGAUGAUGAGGAGGAAACCACCAGUAAUGCUGGCAGUGAAAUGAAGCAGCAAGUGACCUCUGAGAUCAGAUCUAUCACUUCUAAGAUGCUUCAAUUGGACGCCCACUUUGGUAAUCCUUUUCCCACCGAUGAUGACCCUGAGGAUGUCGAGUCUGAUGCAUUGAACCCUUUUGACUCAUUUGCUGAUGAAAACCCUGUAUUUGAGAAAGUCAAACUCAAAAAACGACCAGCACCACCACCUCCUAAUCCAUUUGGUGAAGAGGAAGACAUCCAUGAGUCUUCAGCUCAGAUCCCUAGUCAGAAAGCUAAAAAUCCUUUUGAAGAUCCACUUCCUAUGACAACUGGCACUUCUGAAGCUCUUAACCCAUUUGGUGAUUCUAACGAGGAAGAUAAUAAAGCUGGUGGGAAAUCCAUUGAUGACUCAGUCCUUGAUUCGACCUCACUAAAACCACGAACAGAAAAGAACCCUAAGGAAUCCAGAUUUGCUACUCUGCCUGCAAAAAUCUCUGGGAGUGAAGGAAAAUCUCCUAAAAAUAAACUAAACCUCUCCUUGAAAUCCUCGCAGUCAGCUGUAGAAAGGCCAAUAUAUGAGGGCACGCCUCCUGCCACACCUGAAGAUGAGAAGAUGAAGAAGCAGAUCAGGCCAAUAACACCGCCUAAUGUUUUCAGCACAGAUGACUCAUCCUCUUCAGCUAACACAUCUUCUCUGAGUAUUACCAGAGAUUUGUCAGGGUUCAGUUCUAAUGACUCUGAUUCGAACUGCUUACAGGCUGAAAAUGCAUCUACACAGCCCAGUAAUCCAUCAGAGGAAUUGUUGGCUUGGUGUCGAGAGGUCACCAAAGGUUACAGAGGAGUGCGCAUUACCAAUCUCACCACAUCCUGGAGAAAUGGCUUGGCCUUCUGUGCUCUGAUUCACCGUUUCAGACCAGAUCUUUUAAAUUUUGAGAAACUGAACCCUCAUGACAUCAAGACCAACAACAGAAUAGCCUUUGAUGCUGCAGCAAAACUGGGCAUUCCAAAAGUAAUUGAACCAUCAGACAUGGUGCUUCUGGCAGUACCAGACAAACUAUGUGUGAUGACCUACUUGCAUCAGCUGCGUUCAUAUUUCACUGGUCAAGCACUUGAAGUUCUACAGAUUGGUAUACGUUUUAGUGAAAGUACAUACACUCUUGGGGAACGAGAUGAGGAGGACGAACAGCGUGUCUCUGAAGAAAUGUAUGGACAUAAUAAAGGAAAAACAGACCGCCAUCCCAAGUCCCCAGACAAGAAGAGAUCUGUCAGUGACAAAAUGUUAAACUCAGCUGUUGAAGCAAAGCAAAAAGACAAAAUAUCUCCAGAAUCUGAGAAAGGAGAUUCUUCUGUUUCUUCUGGAAGUGUAGAUCGUUCUCCAAGUAUUCAAAAUGAAGUUCAGGUUGCUCCUGCCUUUGCUACAUCCACACCUGUGAAAGAAGAAUCUUCACCAAAAAUGAAAAAGAAAUAUAGGGCUCCUCUUCCUCCAGACUCCGGCCUUAUAUCCAGCAAGGCAGAAAUGGACAAGCCUAAGCUGAUGACACGCCAACAGUUAAUGAAUCCAUUUGAUUCUGAUGAGGAAGGCACUGAAAAUGGAAGAAAAGAAGGGGAAACUGCUGCAGCAGACCAAAGAUCUCCAACUGAAAAAAGAUCUCCAGUCUUAAAUACUCCCACAGACAGCACUCGGCAUAUGGAGUUGAAAGAAAGAGCUCGGUUACUUCUAGAGAAAGCCAAGCUAGAGACCCAGCGCAGUACUACCAAUUCUGGCAGCUCCACGGAGCAAACACCUACAGCAGCCACUGCUGCUGCUAGCCAGCCUAAGGCAGAAUCUCAGGAAGAAGAAAGGCAGCGUAGGCUAAGAGAACGUGCACGGGCUUUGAUAGCAGAAGCAAGAGCCAGCCAAGAUCUUCCAGAAAUGCCAGAAGUUCAUAAAAACAUGGAGCCUUAUAGAUCAUCGGAAUCAGUGUCAUUGAAAACAUACCAUUUGGGGCCCAAGCUAAGGGCAUUGUAUGAUUUGCAGGCUGCAACAGGUCGGGAUGCAGAGGGUGAUGUCAAGCUUAAAAGGCUGUCGCUGGUAAAACCCAAACUAGCUGGUCUUGAGGUUUCGUCUAGUAUGCCUGGGAUUCCUUUUCAGGAGAGACUGGAUAUGGAAAAGGAUGUUGAAAGAACAGAAGUACCAGGUAAUGGAGAUGAUGGACUUGGGAGUGAUGGAGAGGAGGAGGAGAUAGAGGAUCUGGACUUGUAUCUGGGUCUUAGAAUAGAUGAGAGAAAUAGUGAAGGCAAUGGCUAUGUGGAUCUGAGGGACACAAAUCAGUAUGUGAAGAGUGAGCUGGAUGCACUGGAGCAUGAGCAACUGCAGAUAGAUAAUGCUGCUGCUGAACUGGAGCAAAAGUUGCGUCGAGUCAUGAAUAAAGGGAAGAACAAGGCAUUGGAAGAGAAGCUGAUGCAUGAGUGGUUCAUGCUAGUCAACAAGAAGAAUGCACUAAUUCGUCGACAGAUGCAGUUGAACAUUCUGGAGAAGGAAGAUGACUUGGAGCGGCGCUACGAGCUGCUGAACCGUGAACUGCGCGCCAUGAUGUCCAUUGAAGACUGGCAAAAGACAGAGGCCCAGAAACGCCGUGAAAGACUGCUGCUGGAGGAACUAGUGGCCGUGGUCAACAAGAGAGACGAGCUGGUCCAGCACCUCGACAGCCAGGAGCGAGCCAUUGAAGAAGACGAGCUGUUGGACCAUCAGAUCUCCUCGGGUCUGAUUCCUCUCAAAGACGAGAAGAGCUGCAGUCUGCAGUAAAAUCCAUUUCCGCUGCCGCUGCAGAUGCAAUAAGGUCAAAGGUAAAUGGAUAACUUUGUCAUGGAAGGAAACAAUGUCCAGUGUCUUUUUUUUUUUCUCUCUCUCUACCCGACAGCGUGGAAUCUCGCCUGAAGAACUCUGCUAAAGGAAGUCAUAUUUAUCCCUUGCUGUCCGUGCUGUCUGCAAGCUUGUCUGCUUGUCGUCUCCCAUAGCUAAUGCGUCUUACUACGAACAGCACAGACACUGGAGCGAUGAGUGCAGCUCAUCGUGAACCUAAAGACCGCAGCCUGGUCAAGAUAUACUUAAUGCUUCCAUAGAACCAUUCGCAUUUACGUUAAGAAAGCAUAUUUAUGUAGCUUGCUGAUUACGAACGUUGUUUGUCCUCGACACACGAAGGUAUUUACUGGGAUGUGAGAGCGCGUCCUGUUGCCGGACAGGGUAGUGUAUUUAUGUAGCUUGCUGAUUACAUGUGGUAUUUGUACUCGACACUCACUGGAAGGUGAGAAUGCGUCUUGUUGCCGUACAGGGGACUGCAUUUAUGGAUAUAAGCAGAGUCAUCUAUUCGUGCCUUGUAGCAGCACAGCUUACUGUCUGUGGCACAUUUCCUGUGCUAGCAUCGCCGCUUGUAAGGGGACGCAGCAGGAAUGUGUCGAGGAGUGUACCUCAAAGCAGUAAUCAGACAGCAUGAAGGGGACAAGCCGGUAGGAAUCAACGUUUUUCCCUUUCAUGAGGUUUUUACAUAUCGGGAGUGGAGACGAUCCGAUGGUCGCUCUUUUGUCCAAUGAAAUUUGGUUUAAAGUUGGAAAGCAAGAAAUAUUCAUUCACUGUAAAAAGGCCUCUUACGUUGUCUCUACGAGGAAAAUAGUUUUUAGAAUUAGCGUAAUUUUUUUUUCUUAGAGAGUAAACAUGGUUUUAUAAUCUUAUUGUACAGACCUACCGUCAAUUUAGCUUGAUGAAAUGAAAACCCAUUCCAGAGUGUCCGUUCUGUUGUCGAGCAGUGUCAUAUUUAUGUGAGAUCAGGUGUUUAUGAAUUGUCUUCUCUUGGCGUGGCUACUUUCAUUAUUUCUUUUGUUUGUAUUUUUUUAAAAACUUGAAACAUAUGUGCAGAUAAUGAGAUUAUUUAUCUCCAUUUUGCAAAAUGUUUAUGUUGGUAUAUGAUGUGUUAUGAUAUAUCCGCCCGGAUGUCCCGAUAGUCAUGUUAACCCCAGUCCUCCGAUCGAUGUUUUGGGACGCCGUUUUAGAUGAGAUCUUUCGAGAGACUCUUCAAGUUGAGAAUAUAUUACUUAUAUCUUUUUCACACGUUUAUGAUUUGUUAGUUGCCAGUAAAAUUAUGAUGAAUUCUUUUACGGUGUAUUGGUACUAUAACUGUCGGAACAAGCCAGAACCAACUUUCUGAACCGCCUGUCAUUCAAAUAUAUCAUCAUGCUGUUCUCUAGUGUGCCGCGGGUCUUAGCUUUUAAUUCAAUAUUGCAGCCAGAUAUUAUGUUUAGGAUGGAUAUUUACGCUGACCACAAAGCAUUUCAGUUGAAAUAGUUGUUGACGUGGCCACCACGAGCACGUUCAGCGCCAUUGCUACACCCGGGCAGGAGGCGUCUGGCUGCAGCUGCGGCCUACCCUGACACAAGAUAGAAAGGGUUAAAAAUGUAGACAAUGUUUAAGUGGAAAAUCACUCUCUAAAUAAGUUUUACAGUAUGUAAAAGUAUUUGCUAUGCUUUUGCAUGCGAUAGCCCAUUCUAUUAAGCAGCAAUUUUAUUUUUUAAAAACCGUAGUCUUUUUUCCACGGCGGCCUGCUGUUACACGAAUCCCUUUCGCAGAAUUUAAAGUAACCUUAAUCACGAACAGUGUACAGUUUCUCGCAAUGAGAUUAUGUCUAAACUUUAUGCUAAGAGACCCAUGUUCGUGGGCAAUUCCAAUUAACAUAAAGUUAUGUUGAGGAGACUUUUAGAGCGAAGAGUUCAAGGUAGAAUCUUUCAGCUUCUUCUUUGCGUUCGUUUGUACGGGUGGGGGAGGAGGAAGGGGCACAGAAAGGUAGUCGAGGUCUGUUACACAUGUCUUUUUCUUCAGUCGAACUCUGAAUAUGUUUUGGUGCUGGAAUUGAAAUUCUUUUCCUGUCAUGAAAGGCCUCCGGACCAUAGUACUUGUAUUGUCAUUUCUUUGUCUCUUGAUGAUCCACCGACAUGGAAGUAAAUGCUUGAUACAGUGUGUUGCCUUGUUGUCUCGAUGAUCUUCAGGCUAGCAGGCUGGAAAUUGGAUGGGUCUGCUUACCCACAAAGCUGUUGACCACCCUGAUCUACACCCGUUUCCAUUUCCUCCUUACCACAAGUCAAAAUUCCUUCCUCAGUGCUGCUUUGCUGGGUGAGGUGUUGUUACUCUGCAUUUUUUUCACUUUUAUGUACAUAUGUCUGUGCAGUUAUAUUUAUAUAUUCCAUAGGAUACAUUUCAGACCAAGCAGGUAAAUAUUAUGUAAUAUGUUCCCCUGUAAUAUAUCUGGUUUUGUCUCAGCACAAAAAAAGAAAAGGUAUUGUUCUGCAUUGGUACACGAGCACACGUGUGUGCGUGUGUGUGUAUGCGCGCGUGUCGUUAGAAAAGGUCGGAUUUUUAAUUUUUAAUGUUUAUACUAAGUAUGCGGAAUCUGUAUCCCUUACUCAUCGAUGUAGAAUGAACAAGAUAUCUCCUAUUACAUUUUUUGUGUAUAUCGGCAACAGAUACUCUUCAGCAAUGAUUGACGCAGGAAAGAAAAGUGUCUGAUAGUAUUGACACAUAGUGAUCCAGAGUUUAAUACACUGACAUGUAUGUUACUUAGAUACUUAAAUCUUGUCUGUUCGCUUAUUCGGAAAUAUCUCAAUACUUUAAAAGACGUUUUGGUAUGUAAGUCAAUGCGCUGUUUCGAUAACAGUAUAGUGUUAGUGGAACUUUUUUUUAUUAUUUUGAGCUCUUGGCUUUAGGCCUUUUCAUAUAUUUCCUUUUUUUUAACCUGAUAAACUCCACAAUUUUUAAAACGGCGACAAUAUGUAAUUAACUUUCGCUUUGAAUUGUCACUGGUAGCUGCUUUAUAAAGCAAUGCUUCAAGCCAACAUCACAAGCCAGCGGAACACUAAACUGACUAAAGCUUGCAUGGCUGAGAGAGAAGUGCAUCUUGGGUGGAGGAAGGGAGUAGGCAGUGGGUGUCCCUCUGUUGGUGUGUCGUACUCGCUCAUUCGGUCAGCGCUAUGGUCUGUGGUGUCAGGUCAGCGGUCCUUAACGGAUUCUGCCCGCUAGUACCGGCUUCAGAAGUUGAUAGUAUCACCGAAAUAAUUGUACGUGGAAUGUUUCCCUGCAGCGUCAAUCGCAUACGGAGCAUGUUACCAUGGGUUGACAUCGCCGGCACAAAAGUAGCCGCUUUUAAUGGUGACAACAUUGUGUAACUGUGCUUUUGAUGAAAAUAUUGUCGGUGCAAUUUGCUUCAGCCGCGCGUGUCGUGGAUGUACGUGUGGGUGCGGUUUACCUGUCCUGACUUUGUGCUGCUGUGUGGUGGCGUCCUUCAGUUGCACCCUAACCUGCUAGUGCUAUAGGCCGAAGCAAACCACAUUGAAACAAUUUGUACUACCUUCUUAUUUCUAAUCAGCGCACAAGGUCAUAUUUUAAUUGGUAUUUAAUGUUCACAGCCUGAGUAACUAGCGGGUGUACUGUUUCAUUUAGUCCUCGGUUACUCGGCUCUUUCGAGCGUGCAAAUAGUCAUUCUUUACUUAUUUGGUUUAUUUUUAGAUGAUUCGCGUGUUUGUAAUAAAUGUAGUUAGUCUCUGAAGGCGCUACAUAAGGCCGUCUGAGUCCGAUCACUUUGUAUUGGUGUCAAACACAAGCACAGUGUCAUACAACGUCCACCCAGCUGUCCUUCGCACUCAUCCAUGUGCCUACAUCCACAUACUAUACACCGAUUUAUUCAGAAAUAAAUUAGAUAGUUUUAUUCUUAUGUUACUGAGCUUUAGAAAACAGGUUGACAUUUAUUUAUAGAUUUGUAAGUCUUUUUUUUUCUUGAAAGUAGCGCUGUAAAUCAUGUAGAUGUUCUUUGCCGUGUCAAGCGUCAGCCUCAGCGAGGGGCGGACCUUUGACCAGGACUUGUAUGUUGAUGACACAAACCGUAUGCUGCGCUGCCUCUACUGUCUGUGCAUGUGGCAUCUGUUUACAAGGCCAGGUGCUUUUGCCGUGAAAAAUGUCGUGAUAAAGCCGUAGUUGCAGGCUCGGGGUAAGGCACUAGAUCCCCGCCUGCCACUGCCUGUAGCACGUCGAGUUACUUGAUGAGCUGAACUCACUGAAGAUGCGAGGCAGGUACAGUAUUUCUCUAGUUCACAUCCAGGUUGUCAUUGCAGAGUCAGUAAAUGUCGGUUUUGCAGCGUCUGAUGGGCAUUAAUUUUACUGUUACUGGUGAUAGCACGGAUGCACGGAUGGAAUCUCAAUAAUGGCAUUGAAGAAGGAAAAUGCAUUUGAAUCACUAUAUAUGAAGAAUAUAGAAGCUUAUGGUUGUAACGACAAGCAACUUUUUUUCUAGUUUUAUAAAACUCUCUUUGUCAAAGCCAGUAGGUGUUGUAUUAUUUUUGCCAGUUUCUCUCCUUUAUGCACUGUUUUUUAUUUUUCAUCGUGCACUGGAAACUAAAGUAUUAUAAAGUCUACUAAACAUCUUAAAAUGGUGUCACUGAAGUUUAUGUUAAGCCGUUUGCAAGGACAGUGGAAGAUCUUAUUGAAUUUCCUGUGCAAAAAACCGAUGACCAAAGUUUUUUUCUGCCUACCGGAGAGCUGCAGACUGACUAGCCACGGCAGCGUUGAGCUUCAAGACUUUGCUGAGAGCAAGAAGUAGAAAUGGGAGCAAGUCAAACAGCUGCAUGAAAACAGAAGGGGUUGUGGGAAGGGGAUUUGGUGGUAGAAUUGUGUGUGUGUGGGGGGGUGUUGGGUAUUGAAGACCCUUAAAGUUCACGGCUGUAUCGAGGCAGUCAUGUCUCUGGAAGGAUUUUUGUAUUUCAAGUGCGUCCUCAUUUCUUAAGCUUAAGCUGCAAACACGGAAGUGCAAAGUAGUAUUCGUGAUCUUGGGGUUUGUGGCUUAGCCAUGGAGUGGUUCUUCCCCUUCCCCCAUAGAGAGCUCCAAGCCUUUCUCUCUUGUUCUGUUCAUCCCUACGACUCCCCGUCUGUCUGUCUGGUUGCCUGCCUCAUCGACACUUUUACAUUUCUUCACUUUACCUUAGCUUCCUUCAUACGCUUCCUCCACUCUUCUACGUGUUCUUGUAGCGCUGGCUAAUGCUCAUUGAUUUUAAAUUAUUCCUUAGCAAAUCCCUUUCCAUUUGAAUGUUUUGCCCGUGUCUUAUCAGUUACAAUUCCUCGUGUUUACAUUGCCCUUUAGUUCGUCUUUAUUUCCUGUUCAUUUGCAAUGCGACUUUUUUUAUGGGCAUCUUAAGAUGUUGUUUCUGAACUCCUCGUCUGUUCUGGCAAGAAGCACAGAUUCUGCUGUUACCUCACUCACAAGGACAGAGAUGACAGUCAUCACCUCCACAUCCUACCAACCACCACCACUUGAUUGAUGACAACAUGGCGGCUAGAUGCGAGAUGGGAAUCGCUUGCUUUUCAGCGUGCUUCUGCAGAGGUCAUUCUCAAGGCCAGUGCAACAAAGGGUCUUUGGGCGGCACUCACUUGACUGUGACCAUGGAACUAGCGGCUUUUGAUCCGCUUUGGCUGCUGAGGCCACUUUUCCGUCCGCACUUCCAUACUUAACAAUAAGCUUCCCCGAAGUAGGAAGAGUGCUGGGCAGUCGGGCCCGCGUGGUUCUAAGCCUGGCGCAGACUUUCCUGUCAGUGCAUUUCGUGCACAUUUGCUUGACCCCUUGCGAUGUCGGCCAUACUGCUGUUCCUUGGAACACAACUUUUCUGAAAAAGGGAAAGUGUAGUUAGGGGUGGGGCGAUUUAGGUACCCAGGAGUGGAGAGCUGGCGGCUAAAAGACUUUCUUUUUGCUAACGACUAUCGACUUCUUGUAUAUCUGACCACUAACGUUCUGUAUCUCGAUUACCUCUCUUGUCCCAACAGUACUGUUUCUAGUUCAUAGAUUCUGUGGACUGCGUUUAUGUCAGCACACAAGUCAUAAACAAGUCAUGCCCCGCACACAAAUGUCUUUAAAAGGAGAAGGCACGUUUGUUUUUGUUUUGCUGUUUUUUUUUUUUUUGGG